CCCCUUUUUUACCUGUAUAUAUAAAUAUAAAUAUAAAAAGAAUGCCUUCCAUCUUCUCCAGUAGUAGUAGUAGUAAGAAAGGAUAUCUUGAAGAUACCUUAACAAAGAAAGCCCGCACAAGCAUCAGUCAUUUCUUUCCCGGGCUAAAACGAAAACGUUCGUAUCACCUCGAAGAGGAAGAAGAAGAAGAUCAAGAAAUCGUUACACCUACCAAGAAAAAGAAGAAGAUAAACACCAUGACACGCUUGUUCCAAAAGAUCGCCAUCCUUAAAUCAGCUACUAAAAAGAAAAGAAAACAACAAAAAGAAGAGAAAGAGGAAGAAGAGGAAGAGGAGCCAUCGUGGUACCAACCUAUCGAAUUCACAUUACCCACCAUCCAAUGCACACAAGGUUGUUUGGGUAUCCCUCCUCGGCUGAAGGAAGAAGAAUCUUCUAUUUUCGACACAAAAGAAGGUCUGGUGAUGAAAUUCCCUAGUCCACCUCCAUCACCGCCACCCACAAGACCGUCUCGAAGAAGACAGGAUUCAUGUCCUGCUAGGUUCCUUUCCAUCCUUCUCAUGGAUUCACCUUCUUCCUCAGACGAUGAGGAAGAAGACUUGCUGUUAACUCCCAGUGAAUCAGAAACAAACAUAUUAAUUGACAAAGCGAAGCGUCUCACAUUGUCGUAGGCGGCGGUGGUGGUGGUUAAAUUAGAAACGCACAGAAAAAUUAUUAUUACUUUGACACAUGUAAAUUUUUAAAAAAAAAGUAAAUAAAAACCCAC
This is a messenger RNA of Mucor mucedo, 763 nucleotides long. RefSeq lists its product as uncharacterized. Bases 42 to 668 code for a protein of 208 amino acids. NCBI's taxonomy places the organism in Eukaryota, Fungi, Mucoromycota, Mucoromycetes, Mucorales, Mucoraceae. The record is from RefSeq and is a predicted model, not a curated record. The transcript has a single exon.